Molecule: messenger RNA, 1635 nt
Organism: Naegleria lovaniensis
Lineage: Eukaryota; Heterolobosea; Eutetramitea; Acrasida; Naegleriidae
Exons: 1
Coding region: 1-1635 (544 amino acids)
Source: RefSeq, a predicted model, not a curated record
AUGGAAAAUCGUGUCGUGCUGAUGUUACUUUCGGAUCUCAGCCCGACCACUAUCAUUGACGAUCAUCAUGCUGUUUGCAUGGAAUUAUUAAAAAAGAAAUUUUCAUUGCAACAACUCGGAAAGAGGAAAUGGCUUGAAAAUAGACAAGUAAAAUUUGAAAAUUUCCUUCCUGUUGAGUUUAUGAAUGACCGAGAAUUUGUGUUGAAUCAUAUCAAAAAGUACGGUUAUGGAUUAAAAUUUGCAUCCAAUACACUAAGAAAAGACAGAAAUUUUGUGUUGCAAGUAGUUGAACAACAAGGGUCAGAAUUACCAUUUGCAAGCAACACUAUCCACAAUGAUCGUGAAGUGUUACUGGCAGCCAUCAAACAACAUCCCUAUGCAGUGACGUUUGUACCAGAUGAAAUUCGAAAGGACAAAUCAUUUAUGUUGCAAGUUGUAGGACUAAAUGGACACGCUCUCGGGUUUUCUCGUGUUUAUGCCAUCAAGAAAGACCGAGAUGUUGUGUUAACUGCUGUAAGGCAAAACGGUCUAGUAUUGGAUCGAGUUCUGGAGCCAGAAAUGAAGAACGACAAGGAAAUAAUUUUAGAAGCGAUCAAACAAAAUAAGAAGGCACUUGAAUUCGUGCCAAAAAAUCGCCUCCAGGAUCACGAUUUCAUGUUUCAACUUCUGAGAGUAAUUUUUCCAGAGUAUGAAACUUUAGGUUCUUUUAAUCAAAAUAGUUCAAUCCUGGCUCAAGAACCCUACUCAAUUUACUCAAACAAAGAAAUAAUGCUGAAAUUAGUUCAAGAAUUUUCAUUCUUACUUGAAUUUGCAUCGAAUGAUCUCAAGAACGAUCGAGAUAUUGUUUUAAACGCAGUUAGGAAUGAUCCUUGGUCCCUACGAUUUGCCUCUGAUAAUUUAAAGAAUGACCUAGAAAUUGCCUCUCAGGCCAUUCAAAACGGCUUUUCAUUGAAAUAUGCUUCUCAAGAAUUGCAGUCAAACAAAGAUUUCGUUUUAACUGUUGUAAAUCAAUAUGGACAUGAUCUUGAAUUUGCAUCUGAUGAACUGAGGAAUGAUAAAGAGGUUGUUUUGAAAGCUGUCAGACAAUAUGGAUAUGCAUUACAACAUGCCUCGAAACAGAUGAAGAGUGAUAGAGAAGUGGUACUGACAGCUGUGACGCAACAUGGUGGAGCUCUACACUAUGUAGAUGAAAAUAUGAAAAGUGAUCAUGAAAUUGUAUUGAAAGCCGUUCAUCAAGAUCAUACAGCCAUCCAGUAUGUUUCCAAGAACUUGUUGUGUGAUCAGCAAUUCUUAUUAGAUGCGAUUAAGGUUGGGGCUCGACAUGCUUUCGGAUAUGCACCACAGAAGUAUAUUAAUGACAAGCAAUUUGUGUUAACAGCAAUCAAACACAACAGCCUUGCUGUUACAGAGUCUACGUAUUUCUAUUUUAACUGGGAUAAAGAGAUCAUGUUGGAAGCAGUGAGAAAUAAUGGAUAUGCAUUAAGUGCGGCCAGUUAUGACCUGCAACAAAAUCAAGAACUUGUGACAGAAGCUCUCAGAAACAAUGGUUACGUGACAACAUACAGUGAUGAAUUAUAUCAAGAAAGAAUGCAACGUUGCUAUUAUGGAGCUUAUUUGGGAAAAAGUGAACGUUAA